ACAUGAAGGCAGCCAAUGGGCGGGCGGCGCCUGACGUCAGGCGCCGGGCUCGCGCUGCCUCUUUGCAACAUGUCGGGCUUGUUGAAGCUGGACAAUGCGCUCAGGACCAAGGUGGAUGCUUUCAGGGAGCGAAUGACCGCUGAAGCAGAAGACUUGGUUGCAAGUUUCUUUCCAAAGAAGUUAUUGGAACUAGAUGGUUUUCUAAAGGAACCCCUCUUGAACGUUUCAGAUUUGGCUACUAUUCAUUCAGACCUCAAUUUGCCGGUGCCAGAACCUAUAAUGCUGACCAACAGCCAUGAUGGUUUGGAUAGCGCACGCAACAUUAAGAAGAGAAAACUGGAAGAUGGCGAAAGUAAUUGUCCAGGAACAAAGGUGUUUGUAAUUCCAAAUGGAAUGCUGAAGAGUAACCAGCAGCUGGUUGAGAUGAUUGAGAAAAUUAAACCAGAAAUCAGGACACUCAUGGAGAAGUGCAACACAGUUAAAAUGUGGGUUCAGCUACUGAUACCAAGGAUAGAAGAUGGCAACAAUUUUGGCGUUUCUAUUCAGGAAGAAACUGUUGCAGAACUUCGAACAGUUGAAAGUGAAGCUGCUUCAUACUUGGAUCAGAUCUCCCGAUACUACAUAACAAGAGCAAAAUUGGUAUCCAAAGUAGCUAAGUAUCCCCAUGUGGAAGAUUACCGUCGCACAGUGUCUGAAAUUGACGAAAAGGAAUACAUCAGCCUUCGGUUAAUUGUUUCUGAACUGAGAAACCAAUAUGUAACAUUACACGACAUGAUCAUCAAAAAUAUUGAGAAAAUCAAACGACCCAGGAAUAGCAACACAGAUGCAUUGUACUAAUUGGUGUGCUUCGUGAAUUGGAAUCUGACCUUUAUAACCCCAAAUAUAAGACCGUGAUUGCCUUGGCUUUGUUACGUGAGAUUGGUCUUGUUGAGAUGGAAAGAAUUGGAGUGAAAAAUGAAGCACAGUGUUUGUUGCGUUUUAGUGGAAUAGCUGCAAAGGGAUUUCCAUUCAUCUUUUCUUUUUAUGAUGUACAGAGGUUUUUAACCUUCAGGAAUUCUUUCCCAUUUUGCUUGACAAAUCUUUGUAAUGUACAGUAUUACUGGUCUUAGCAAAGAAUUCUGUUUAGAAGUAAGUUUUAUUUCGAAAUAUGGUAUUUUUCCAUUUCUUUCACAUCCUUCCCUCAUUAAAAAAGAUGACAGAUGAUGUACAAAUUAUCCUGUAAAUGCUGAAUGUUAGUCAUGUACAACUCUAACAUAUAGGCAAACGCCCACAGAACACCAGGCACAGGUCUGAAGGCUGCAAAUUGUAGAAAGGAGCACCUAUUGCACCAUGUUAUACGGUACACUUACUGACUGUUCUAUUUCCUUUCCCUGAUUACCAGUGAACAUUUUUUUAAAGAGAAGUAUUUGAAAAUGUUCUUUUAAAAUAAAAAGUUGUGCUGUAUGCGUAGUGUGAGCCUCCGAAGUGGGGAUAAAUGAAGUUAUAAAUUCUACGUAAAUUACGUAUUGCUAUGAUUUUUCUAAUUGCCCUAAAUUAGGAUACUGAGCAUUAGUUUCUCCAGUUUAACUUUUUCAGCUUCCUUUUUCUUGUGAAGUCUCUCACAAUUUUUAAACCCCAUCUCUGCAUUUUGCUAUGUAUUCGUCCAUUCACUUCUUUUUCUUGCGUAGGUUGAGAAUGUUGAGCCCAUUAGUCAAGAGCUUUUAGCGGGUGGACUGCACAUUUACUGGUGAGCCCAACUUUCAGACCAUGACGACUACUACAAAAUUAUCUAAGACCUAAUAAAACAUUCCUCUGAGACAA
Rhincodon typus (whale shark) is the source of this 1800-nucleotide messenger RNA. RefSeq names its product proteasome activator complex subunit 3. Gene Ontology annotation, cellular component: cytoplasm; proteasome activator complex; nucleoplasm. Lineage: Eukaryota; Metazoa; Chordata; Chondrichthyes; Orectolobiformes; Rhincodontidae. Gene Ontology annotation, biological process: positive regulation of endopeptidase activity; regulation of proteasomal protein catabolic process; regulation of G1/S transition of mitotic cell cycle. The transcript has 11 exons. Bases 16 to 837 code for a protein of 273 amino acids. The record is from RefSeq and is a predicted model, not a curated record. Gene Ontology annotation, molecular function: endopeptidase activator activity.